GUCGGAUUUCGUAGUUGCUCUUUUCUAUCAUUCGUCAUUUGGUGACUAUCAUGAGUAGUCACGACUGACAGCCAUUCUGCACGCUGUGUCUACCUGCAUAUAGCGUUCAUAAUAAGAAAUCUACCAAUACCUCUCAUCAGAGUAUCGUCAGACUCAAAAUCAUCCUUUCUGACACAUAGUUAAUUUUUGGACAUUUCAAUAGUCUUGGAAAAACUAUGAGUAGUUGGCUAUCCGUUCGAUUAUCUUCAAUAGCUCAUCAUUUAGCUUUAGAUAGCCUUUCGACUUUGCUACCACUAUAAGAACUCAUUUGCGUGUGAACUCGAUUUUUCUCACGCGGCGACACCUUCUCCUAUGAUAAUAGUCGGCAUUCUAGACAGAAGACCGAAUGACAACAUUGAGCUAUGGACUCAUUUUACCAGAAGCGUCGCGACGACAUGCCGAGUACUACCACAUUCAAAACACGGCUCCAUUGGGAACCCAACUUCACUCAAGGAUUGCACCGAACUAUUCAGUCCUCGAACCCGACGCCGACGCGUUUCCUUGACCGCGGCGAAUAUUCGUAUGCCAGAAUCCCACCACCCGCUAGCCGUGCUGAGAUCUAUGGCCUCGCCAUUGGCACAUGCUUCUUGGCUCUGCUCUUGGCAUGGCUUCUCCUACUAGGCAUACGCAACGCCAUCAACUUUUUUGCCAACAAGUCAAACAGAGUAACUCGGGAAAGGGACCCAGAGAGCAAUAUCAUAUUUGAGGCGAGGGAUCCAGAGGAGAGGCGGCCAUUCUUAUCCAACGUGCGUAAUGUGUCUGCAGGACAGUUCAUCGCGUCGGCCCGGCGUAAGAGCGUCGACUUCGCCACCGGGGUCGCUAGGGGUAUAGGUGGACUAAGGAGGACUACACAUCCUACGCCCUAUGUCGACGAGGAGGCGGCUCUGGGCGAAACGGAAAAUAAUGGAACUGAUACGAACGGCCCUUUUUUAAGGCACAAUGCGCGCCAUAUGGCGGGUGCGCUACCUGUUUGAGGGAGGAACAAAAAUUGCUGCACAGAAGGAAUCGUCGUGGU
Messenger RNA from Hypoxylon trugodes, 1054 nucleotides. RefSeq lists its product as uncharacterized. The record is from RefSeq and is a predicted model, not a curated record. NCBI's taxonomy places the organism in Eukaryota, Fungi, Ascomycota, Sordariomycetes, Xylariales, Hypoxylaceae. The transcript has a single exon. The coding region runs from base 402 to 1013 and encodes 203 amino acids.